Homalodisca vitripennis (glassy-winged sharpshooter) is the source of this 2289-nucleotide messenger RNA. Its product is annotated as zinc finger CCHC domain-containing protein 8 homolog. NCBI's taxonomy places the organism in Eukaryota, Metazoa, Arthropoda, Insecta, Hemiptera, Cicadellidae. Gene Ontology annotation, molecular function: zinc ion binding; RNA binding. The record is from RefSeq and is a predicted model, not a curated record. Gene Ontology annotation, cellular component: catalytic step 2 spliceosome. The coding region runs from base 192 to 1754 and encodes 520 amino acids. The transcript is spliced from 8 exons.
GUAUACCGAAUGUGGAGUGUGAACUUCAAAGUCAAUUUCUGUUGUUUAUACAGGUCAUUAUUGAGGUUAUGUUAUGACAAUAUGAAUUGAGAAUAAUAUCGUUUCGUUUUGGAAGAAGUGGUAGAAAAAUGACACAGUAAAAUUUUAACGUUUUCCUUCUGAUUUUAUAUUUAUAAAUACAAGUCAGGAUAAUGGAGUUGGAGAGUCCAGAAAGCCCAACCGAAAGUCCUGAAAGUCCAACCGAAAGUCCUGAAAGUCCAACCGAAUGUCCAAAAGUAAUCGAGACAGAAGAAGUACUGUUUAUUGAAGACAGGAGACCUGGUGAUGUUUCCCCUUUCAAAACAACAACUAGUCAUGACUGCAAACCUACGCCUGUUGAGGAACCUGAAAAUUUCAUCCGGUUAAACAAUGAUGAGUAUGGAAAAAUGAGUUUCUCAAGAGUCGAUGAGGUUGAUAAUACCAAAGCCGAAGCAUCACAAGCAACAAGCAAUGAGACAACCAAAAUUGUAAAUCCGGCAGGUGACUUCUUGUUUGUUAUGGAGGAUCGAAACCCACAGCUUUCUGGUCAAGAAACACAAUCUCCCAGAUACAUAAUUAAUGAGAACUUCCGGAAAUCACAAAACCAGAAAGGAAAGAGGAACAAGUUGGCCAACACUUGCUGGAACUGUGAGGAGACUACUCACUCUCUGCGCGACUGUCCGCACCCGAGGAAUCACGCCAAGGUCGCCAGGAGCAGGAGAGAGUUUCAGGAGUCAAGGCCUGCAAUGCCUAUAUAUCGACGGUACCAUGUGGACGAGGGCCAACGGUUGGCACACCUGGUGCCAGGUCAGAUGAGCAGCGCACUGCGGCGUGCACUGGGAGUGGACCCUCGAGAACUGCCCGCCCACAUAUACAUGAUGAGGAGACUGGGGUACCCGCCGGGCUGGCUGGCGGAGGCUUGCGUGUCACACUCUGGCAUUACUAUGUUCGAUGGCCAAGGCAACCAGGUUGCGGAGCCAGGAUCAGAGACAGGGGAGAUCCUGGAGAAAGGCAGCCUGGACAAGUACGAUAUCCGAAAAAUCCAUCACUAUCCAGGAUUUAAUGUGCCUCCACCUCCAGAUACUUACGAUGACAGUGAUUUCUACAAAGUUCCUCCUUUAUCUCGCCAACAAAGUGUGGAGUUGAUGUUGGAGAAGUUGACGGGUCGCAUCGUUGGAGGUUACAAGCGACGGAAACUGUCCCAGGCCACCAGAGACUCUAUCGACGAGUCGUCACAGAGUGAUUCAGAGGAUAUGGACUACGAGGAGACUCCCGAAGCGGCAGAGUUACCCGAGGACAACUGCAAGUUUGUGCCGCCACUGCCAGACGAAGAGGAACUGCCCCCUCCCCCUCCCACAGAGCUGCCCCCUGAGCCUUCUCAGUCAGACGACUCUCAGUCUCAGUCUCAGUCACUGUCAGUCUCGAUGGAGGAAAUUUCGCUGACGCAGUUAGAAGAGCAGAAGAAGCUCCUGCUGGCGGAGCUGAACGAUGUCUCGCCCCUGUGCAGCACACCAGAGAGCAGAAUCGGUAAGAUCAAAUCGGUGGACUUUGGAACACCAAUACUGAAGAGCGUGUCACCUUACGCCAGACUGCCUUCCGCGGACAAGUUCUCAGUCAACAUCUGCGACGUUAUCAACUACGAGAACCUCCCAGACUCCACCGGGAAAUACGAGAAGAUGAGUGGUCUCAUCCGCAAGGUCCGCACUAAACUUUCGAAAAUCAAUAGUGAUCCCUGACAUCAAUAGUGAUCCCUGACAUCAACAGUGAUCCCUGACGUCACUAGUGUGUACUUUGCAGUUUAAGACUGUAUAUAUACUGUAAGUAUGUAAAUCAUUUGUUCAAACACCAUGUACAUUUUACAAGGACCAGUUGAAUUUUAAAAAUCUGUACAUUUUAUUGACAACAAAUUUAUUUGCAUCUUGUUUUUGUGUUUUAUAUAGAUUCUAUUUAGUUUUAGUCUCAUUACAGAUGAUUGCAUUUGUAUAUUUGCUCACAUUAUUUUAUUUUAAACUACUUUAAUUGUUGUAAUUAAAUAGUGUAAGAUGGCUUAAGCCAAGUAAGAUGAGAAACUUUACUAAGUUGCAAGUUCAGAUGACAUAAUAUUUUUUAGUUAAGAAUGCAAUUAAGAAUAUAUAAUGUAAGUUUUACAGAGAUAUUAUCCUGAAUGUAAAUACAAAAACCACACAAGAAACCAUAUAAAUCUUGUGUUUAUUUUCACAAUAUUAUAAUUAUACUGUGUGAAAAUAAAUAAACUGUCUUAUCUUAAAACUA